Messenger RNA from Nilaparvata lugens (brown planthopper), 2197 nucleotides. It is a transcript of the gene Septin4, whose product is annotated as septin-4. Gene Ontology annotation, molecular function: GTPase activity; molecular adaptor activity; GTP binding. The coding region runs from base 452 to 1627 and encodes 391 amino acids. Gene Ontology annotation, biological process: cytoskeleton-dependent cytokinesis; regulation of exocytosis. The record is from RefSeq and is a predicted model, not a curated record. Gene Ontology annotation, cellular component: septin complex; cell division site; septin ring. The transcript has 9 exons. Lineage: Eukaryota; Metazoa; Arthropoda; Insecta; Hemiptera; Delphacidae.
AUGAGUGGCAUUCGUCGAACGAACUUCUCUAGUUAGUAACUUGUAGAUUAAUCUAGUAACUCCAGAAACACUAGUAACUUUGGUAACUCUUCUAGUAAUACAACAAACUAUGUAGCCUCCCAUUUGAAGUGAUUUCAAACUGAAACUUGUAAUUACUGAUUUUAUAAAAUUCGCUUACUUCGAACGAGCUCUGGAGUAUAACAAACGAUUGAACAUUCUCAUGUUCAACAAAACAUUAGCGAAGUUUAAACUUGUGAGUUCAGAUCCUCUAAACUUCUCAAACUUCGAACUAAUUAUCGAUUAAACGAACCGUUCAAAAAGUUCUUCCAAGUUCAACGAAGCUGUGCAAGGUGUAUUGAAGUGUUGAAUAGUUUGUUAUAGUUUUGUGAGAAUUCUAUAUCUGAAUUGAUGUGUUCUGUGCUAUGAGUGGUCAUAAUUCUGUUAUGGUUUAAUGGCUUGUAGUAAAGUUUACCAUCAUUUGAGUGAUACAUUAUAUGUGGUGAAGAGUAUGCAGGGAGACAGGGACUACAUAGGGUUUGCGACGCUACCCGAGCAGGUGCAUCGCAAGUCGGUGAAACGGGGUUUCGACUUCACGCUGAUGGUGGUCGGAGAGUCGGGUCUGGGCAAGUCCACCCUCGUCAACAGCCUCUUCCUCUCAGACCUCUACAAGGACCGCAAAGUUGGAGAUGUCAGCGAACGAGUACAGAAGACAACCAGUAUAGAGAAGAAGAGUAUGGAUAUAGAAGAGAGAGGAGUAAAGCUAAGGCUGACUGUGGUUGACACACCUGGAUUUGGAGACGCGUUGAACUGCGAUGAAAGCUGGCGAGCCUGCUGUAACUACAUCGAUGAACAAUUUCGUCAGUACUUCAACGACGAGAGUGGCCUCAAUCGAAAGAAUAUCGUCGAUAACCGAGUGCAUUGCUGCCUUUACUUCAUACCACCCUAUGGUCAUGGUUUGAGACAAAUCGACUUGGAGCUGAUGCGUCGUCUUCACCAGAAAGUGAACAUAGUACCAGUCGUUGCCAAGGCAGACACGCUCACCGCUGCAGAGAUACGAAAACUCAAACAACGAAUUCUAAACGACAUCGAGGAGAAUAAUAUACAGAUCUACCAGUUCCCGGACUGUGACAGCGACGAAGAUGAAGAAUUCAAGCAGCAGGACAGAGAGCUGAAAGCCUGUGUCCCCUUCGCAGUGGUGGGGAGCAAUACUGUCAUCGAGGUGGGGGGAACACGAGUCAGGGGUCGCCAGUACCCUUGGGGGGUCGUCGAAGUUGAGAACCCGAAACACAGCGACUUCAGCAAAUUGCGCAACAUGUUGAUAACGACACACAUGCAAGACUUGAAGGAUGUGACUGAAGACGUGCAUUACGAGAAUUUCAGGGCGCAGUGCAUCUCACAGAUAUCUCAGCAGGCUAUCAGAGAACGAGGGAAACUGAAACGAGAUUCGAAUUCACAACUAGAAUGUGUGGGCACUAUCUCUGAGACCGACCGACUUCUAAUACAAAAAGACGAAGAGAUAAGAAGAAUGCAAGACAUGCUAGCACAAAUGCAGGAAAAACUGAAAGCAACCAGUCGAAACGGGCUCGACUCCACCGAUCUGAAGAAACGCGACAUAGUCAACGUUUAAUGCCAACAAAAACUACUAGAGUACCUUAUUUCUAUGUUCUAAUCUGUCAAAUAUUUAUCUAUAAAAUAUUCAUCAAUUUAACCUAACUCGAAUCUGUGUUCAUGUAAUGAAACUAUUUAACAUCACAUAAACGUCAAACUAUAUGAAAUGUACAACAAUUCAAUGUUUCAAACUCAAAUAGGUACUGUGUUCAUCUGUUCAUAUAUAUGAUGGAACUGUAUAGCAUCGCAUAGCCUUGAAGAUAUACUAAAUGUUUGAUAACUCUUUAGGUCUAAAAUUAAUCCUACAAAAAAAAUUGAAUAGGUACUGUUUUCUUAUAAUGGAACUAUAUAACUUGAUGGAGCUCUUAUCAAUUUGCAGCAUUUCUAUAGUAAAUAGUGGAUUUUCAAAUAAAACCUGUAGUAAGAUAAAUGUGAAUGAUUUCUGCAGGAGUAGAGGGUUUGAUAUGUGUAUCCAUGUAUGUACCGGGAUUCUAAGUUCUUAUGUAGCCUGUAUCCUGCUUAAGCCAGCAUUACAUUAUGUAAUUCCAUAGAACGUUAUUUUCCCAUAAAAAUAAUGAUAUAAUGUUAG